GGAGAGACCCAGGCUCUGUGUGUAGCGCUGGGUGCACAGAGAAAGUCGGGGUUGCCCCUGUCUUACAGCUGAAUGAACUCGGAUGGAACACCCGAUCAACACGAUUACAAACGUAAACACGAGCGCUUGGGCUGCCCAAGGCAGGGGGUCCAGCGCAGGUCAGAGAACAGGGAUGGGCAGGAACGUGCACUGGGAAAGCAUCUAGCCCCAUGUCUGAUGCCUGUGUUGAGGGAAGGCGGGAACGAACACAGUGGCUCCUGAACCUGGUGCUGCAGGAUCCAGCGAGUGUGGAUGGGUGCUCACUGCAGGAGAGGAUGUGGACCUGGCCGCCAGCCUGGAAGCUCUGAUCCUGGCUGCGGGAAUGACAGGGCAAAGCGAAGGCUGGAGUUGGGAGAGAGCGGUCACCAGUACCUCGCGGAUGGUCUGAAAACCCCCAAGGGCAAAGGACGCGGCGCACUGCGGAGUCCAGACAGUCCCAAAACUCCCAAAUCUCCCUCAGAAAAAACGCGGUAUGAUACGUCCCUCGGUCUGCUCACCAAGAAGUUCAUUCAGCUGCUGAGCCAGUUGCCCGACAGGGUCUUGGAUUUGAACAAGGCAGCGGAGGUGCUGAAGGUGCAAAAGAGGAGGAUCUAUGACAUCACCAACGUACUGGAAGGCAUCCACCUCAUCAAGAAGAAGUCCAAAAACAACGUGCAGUGGAUGGGCUGCAGUCUGUCUGAGGACGGGGGGAUGCUGGCCCAGUGUCAAGGCCUUUCCAAGGAAGUGACCGAGCUCAGUCAGGAGGAGAAGAAGUUAGACGAACUGAUCCAAAGCUGCACCCUGGACCUCAAACUGUUAACCGAGGAUUCAGAGAAUCAAAGGUUAGCUUACGUUACAUAUCAAGAUAUUCGAAAAACUAGUGGCCUUAAAGACCAAACUGUUAUAGUCGUGAAAGCCCCUCCAGAAACAAGACUUGAAGUGCCUGACCCAAUAGAGAGCCUACAAAUACAUUUGGCAAGUACCCAAGGACCCAUUGAGGUUUACUUGUGUCCAGAAGAGACUGAAACACACAGUCCAAUGAAAACAAACAACCAAGACCACAAUGGGAAUAUCCCCAAACCCACUUCCAAAGACUUGGCUUCAACCAACUCAGGACAUAGUGAUAGCUCCAUUUCUAUGGCUAGCCUUUCUCCUUUGGCCUCCCCAGCCAACCUUUUACAGCAGACCGAGGACCAAAUCCCUUCCAACCUGGAAGGACCGUUUGUGAACUUACUGCCCCCCCUGCUCCAAGAGGACUACCUGCUGAGCCUGGGAGAGGAGGAAGGCAUCAGCGAUCUCUUCGAUGCUUACGACUUGGAGAAGCUCCCGCUGGUAGAAGACUUCAUGUGCAGUUGAUUAGACUCCGUGUGACCUCUCCUUAUAAACCAAUAUUUUUUUAUCAUGGAACCAGAACAUCUGUCAUGCAGUGUUGUCCCUUCCUACCUUCUUCCUCCACGAGAGUAUCAUGAAGUAAACUACAAACUUCAGAACAAAGUGACAUUUUAAUGAAUUUAAUUUCUUUCUUUCUUUUUUUUUUUUUUUGUCUAAACGCACAGUUGCGGGCUCCCCUCGGGAAAGCCCUGCCUACCCCAGGCUCCAAAACCUCCGGGAUGAG
This is a messenger RNA of Tupaia belangeri chinensis (Chinese tree shrew), 1633 nucleotides long. RefSeq names its product E2F transcription factor 3 (gene E2F3). Lineage: Eukaryota; Metazoa; Chordata; Mammalia; Scandentia; Tupaiidae. Gene Ontology annotation, cellular component: RNA polymerase II transcription regulator complex. Bases 292 to 1374 code for a protein of 360 amino acids. The transcript is spliced from 7 exons. Gene Ontology annotation, biological process: regulation of transcription by RNA polymerase II. The record is from RefSeq and is a predicted model, not a curated record. Gene Ontology annotation, molecular function: RNA polymerase II cis-regulatory region sequence-specific DNA binding; protein dimerization activity; DNA-binding transcription factor activity, RNA polymerase II-specific.